AUGGAGAACGAACAACCCGAGUUGAAGUGGUCUGCACCAUUUGCGGUUGUGCCUCCCAUCAAAUCUGCCUCGAGAGACUUGCGCGGUGACAAGAUCCUACUUCCCCAGUCCGCCCUCGAGCAACUGCUUGCAGCGUCCCCGAGACCACCCGCGCCCUCCAAUUCGACAUUCACUUCCUACGAUCCCUUCAAUCCAUACGCGCGACAGCAGCAGCAGAGCCUCUAUCAUGAAACCUCCCAGCAACUGCCGAACCCUUUAAUGUUUCGGCUGGUUAAUCAAAAGAACGGAAAUACUGUAUACGCCGGUAUCCGCGAAUUUUCGGCCGAGGAAGGGGAAAUUGCGCUGGGCCCAUAUCUCAUGGAUGCUUUAGGGCUACUCCCUACUGACUUUUUUGACGAUUCCCUCCCAAAAGAGCCAUCUGAAUCGACAUCUGGCAUGGUUCUCAAUACUGAACCACGGUUGAUGGUCCACGCCAAGCAACUACCCAAGGGCACCUACGUCCGGCUCAGACCACUCGAAGCCGGCUACGAUCCCGACGACUGGAAGUCACUUCUCGAACGCCAGCUACGCGAAAGCUACACAACACUCACAAAGGAAACGGUUUUAUCUGUGCGCGGCGUCAAGGGCGAAGACUUCAAGUUCCUGGUCGACAAAUUCUUGCCAGAAGGUGACGGCAUUUGCGUGGUUGAUACGGAUCUGGAAGUGGAUAUUGAGGCUUUGAAUGAGGAGCAGGCUCGCGAGACUAUGCGCCAGAUCAUGGCCAAAGUCCAGCCUGGUACUUCCAAUGGAAGCUCAAUAGGAGGCGAGAUCGACGUGUGGAAGCCUAUCAACGGCCAGGUUUUGCAGGGGGAAUACAUCGAUUACGAACUACCAUCUUGGGACCGGAUCCGGCCCUUGACGAUCGAGCUUUCCAAACUCCCUCACCCUGAUCGUAUUGACCUGUUCGUCAGUCCGAGAUCAGCACGACAGCGAGCACGACCACGAGACGCCGAGCAUGUCUUUGGCAGCUUCAAUCCUGCUGAAGACGGCAUCAAGUCCAUUACUAUACAGCCCACGAAUGUCGAAAUGGAGACUGCUGAACAGCUUCUUAUAUCCAUCUAUUACUACCCGCUGGUAGGCAAUCAUCAAGUCCCAAAUCCAGCAACCUUCCAACUCAGGGCUAGGGCUGAGGCGGCGGAACUAUCAAAAGAUGUGCCUUUUGACUCGGAACACCGGGACUCUAGGUCUUCAGACGAAGAUCAGUGUAAGAAUUGUCUUCAGUGGAUUCCGAAGCGGACGUUGGUCUUGCAUCAGAACUUCUGCCUUCGGAAUAACGUUGCCUGUCCAAAGUGCAAACGUGUCUUUAAGAAGGGGUCGGAAGAGUGGGAAAGUCACUGGCACUGCGAGCAUGACGAUGCCUUUGGAGAUUCACCGGCGAGCAAGGCCAAACAUGACGCCUUUUGUCACCUCGAGGUACCGCAAGAGGGGGAUCCAUUCAAUCCGUCGGCAGAAACAAUCUUGUCCGGCUUGACUGCGCAUGAGCUAGCAGACGGCGCGAGAACCACCGACUGCCACUUGUGUAACAAGAUCGUACGGAUGCGAGAUAUGUCAGCUCAUAUGAAGCACCACGAGUUGGACAAAAUCUCUCGAAGAAAGCCCGAAAUUUGCCGAAACAUAAACUGUGGUCGCACCCUACAUGGCGUCGGAUCUGCUGGAGCUGUUGGUGCCGGAACAGCAAUGGGUCAGGGACCCGGGAACGAUCUGGGUCUCUGCUCGCUGUGCUUCGGCCCCCUCUACGUCAGCAUGCAUGACCCAGAAGGCAAAGCGCUCCGGCGACGUAUCGAGAGAAGAUAUCUCAGCCAGCUGAUGACCGGUUGUGGUAAAAAGUGGUGUGGAAACGAGUGGUGCAAGUCAGGGAGGAUAAAUCGUGGACUUGAUGCGAAGGGUGGCAGCGCGCAGGCCGCUCUUCCGCUCGUGAAACCCCUCGUGCAAAGCAUUCCUGAGAUGAAGGAGCCCAUGCACUUUUGCGUCGAUGAGGCUUCACAACGACGGAGGAGAUUAGCGGAAAUGCUGGCGAGUGAGGGCGUAUGGGACUUUGAAUGGUGCAUAGCGGCAUGCGAAGCGGGCUCAGGAGAUUUGGAUAAAGCGCGAGAAUGGCUGUCCAAUUGGGCGCCUACGAGAUGA
Colletotrichum acutatum is the source of this 2163-nucleotide messenger RNA. RefSeq names its product ubiquitin fusion degradation protein UFD1-domain-containing protein. Gene Ontology annotation, molecular function: polyubiquitin modification-dependent protein binding. Gene Ontology annotation, cellular component: VCP-NPL4-UFD1 AAA ATPase complex. Lineage: Eukaryota; Fungi; Ascomycota; Sordariomycetes; Glomerellales; Glomerellaceae. The record is from RefSeq and is a predicted model, not a curated record. The transcript is spliced from 2 exons. The coding region runs from base 1 to 2163 and encodes 720 amino acids.